Messenger RNA from Penicillium cinerascens, 1482 nucleotides. Its product is annotated as MFS transporter. The record is from RefSeq and is a predicted model, not a curated record. The coding region runs from base 1 to 1482 and encodes 493 amino acids. The transcript is spliced from 5 exons. NCBI's taxonomy places the organism in Eukaryota, Fungi, Ascomycota, Eurotiomycetes, Eurotiales, Aspergillaceae. Gene Ontology annotation, molecular function: transmembrane transporter activity. Gene Ontology annotation, biological process: transmembrane transport.
AUGGUUCCUCUGAGCCCGGGCCUCGAGUCCAACAAGGAAUCUCAGUUACCGACUAGCAAAGAACCGACAGAUGCUCUUGAUUCGUUCAAGGUUCAAUUUGAAGUUGACGAUCCGGAGAACCCAAAAAAUUUCAGCUCAACCUACAAGAUAUGGCUUGUGUUCCAGAUGAGCAUGCUUGCAUUCCUUGGUGCACUUGGGUCGUCCAUUAUUGCACCUGCCGAAACGGCGAUUGGAAAAUACACAAACGUGAGCAGCGAGGUCACAGCUCUAACUGUGGCUUUGUUUGUCCUAGGCUGGGCAUUCGGCCCAAUGAUAUGGGGUCCGAUUAGCGAGGUCUACGGUCGGCGCAUGGGGAUGCUGCCUGCGGUUUUCAUACUUGGGCUCUUUAGUAUCGGUACAGCGACGAGCAAGAAUGCAGAGAGCAUUUUCAUAACGCGAUUUUUCGGUGGAGUUUUUGCCUCGGCACCAAUUAGCAAUGUACCCGCCGCCUUGGGCGACAUGUUCGAUCCAGCGACCCGAGGAAAUGCCAUGACGUUUGUGUCAUUGUGCAUCUCCGGGGGGCCAACAGUCGGACCAAUUAUUGGCGCUGCAUUGUCACUCAAUUCAAGCCUAGGGUGGCGUUGGACAGAAUACCUCGAGGCUAUUAUCGCAUUCUUCCUUUUUGCGCUUUGUGCUUUGUGUUUGCCUGAAACAUAUGCCCCCGUUAUACUCAAGGAAAAGGCACGAAGACUCCGGAAGCUCACAGGCGAGCAAAGAUAUUGGCAUCCCCAUGAGCAGGAGAGGAUUGAUAUCCACAACGCCCUGACCAAACAUCUUGCUCGUCCCGUGCGAAUGUUGGUUACGGAGCCGAUGGUCACAUACGUUGCCCUCUAUGCUUCUUUUACUUAUAGUCUGAUCUACCUGACUUUGGAAGUUUUCCCAAUUGUUUUCAAAGAAGACAGAGGAUGGAGCUUGAUCAUUUCAACUCUCCCAUUCUUGGCGAUUUUGAUUGGUAUACAGUUUGCUGUCGUGAUCAAUUUUGCCAACUCCUCCUUCUACAAACGCGCUUUGCAGGCCAACGGAGGUAAAGCGGUUCCCGAGGCACGUCUUCCCCCAGUUGUACUUGGGGGAAUUCUACUUUCAGCGGGUCUUUUCUGGUUUGGCUGGACAGCCGCUCCUAAAUAUCACUGGGCGUUGCCUGUCGUCGCAGCUGGCUUUAUCGGUGCGGGCUUUAACGUUGUUUUUCAACAAUGCCUCAACUUCCUGGUCGACACAUAUGGAGUCUAUGCCGCUAGCGCUGUUUCUGCAAAUACCAUUUUGCGCUCCCUUCUUGCGUGCGCAAUGCCCCUAGCUGCUCGGCCCAUGUUUGAGAGUCUGGGUGUAGGGCCAGCGUCCAGUCUACUUGGUGGCAUUUCAUGCUUGGCAUUGCCGGUACCCUUUCUGUUCAUGAAAUAUGGCGCCACGUUAAGAAAGAAGUCAAGGUUCGUGCCUGGAGAGGCUUAG